This is a messenger RNA of Folsomia candida, 369 nucleotides long. RefSeq names its product splicing factor 1. The transcript has a single exon. NCBI's taxonomy places the organism in Eukaryota, Metazoa, Arthropoda, Collembola, Entomobryomorpha, Isotomidae. The coding region runs from base 1 to 369 and encodes 122 amino acids. The record is from RefSeq and is a predicted model, not a curated record.
AUGGGCUGGCGUCAUAGACCGCCCGCUCUGAGAUUGGCCCCCUCCCUUCCUGGACCACAACCACGGCCUACACCCCAAGGGAACCCCCACACCCCCCGGGGAAACUACCACCCUUUUGGUCCUUAUCCCCCCCACAACAACCUUUCGAAGCCACACCGGGCUCUUACCGCUACUGGGGGCCACACCGGACACCCCACCAGCUCUCCUGGUCACACCGGACCCCCACCAUCUCUCUGGGUCACACCGGACCCCCCAAAACCUCUCAGGGUCACACCGGACCCCCAAAACCUCUCAGGGUCACACGGACCCCCAAAACUCUCAGGGUCACACCGGACCCCCAAACCUCUCAGGGUCACACCGGACCCCUAA